Salvia miltiorrhiza (redroot sage) is the source of this 725-nucleotide messenger RNA. Its product is annotated as 60S ribosomal protein L22-2. Bases 207 to 587 code for a protein of 126 amino acids. Gene Ontology annotation, cellular component: ribosome. The transcript has 3 exons. The record is from RefSeq and is a predicted model, not a curated record. Lineage: Eukaryota; Viridiplantae; Streptophyta; Magnoliopsida; Lamiales; Lamiaceae. Gene Ontology annotation, molecular function: RNA binding; structural constituent of ribosome. Gene Ontology annotation, biological process: cytoplasmic translation.
AAGACUCAGCCUAUGGAAUAAUCCCAAGCUUACUGGAUUUUCAUUCUCUGAAGUCAGAUCCAAAACCUAAACCCUAAAGCCCAUUUCAACUAACUCAAGGAACCCUAAUAUAUCCGUUCAUCUCCUCGACGCUCACUCUCUACACACAGUUCACGCACUCUGCCGUUCCAUUCCACAGCUGCGAAAAAAAAAAGAACUUCGCGAAGAUGAGCAAAGGCACGGCGGCUGCGGCGGCAAAGGGCGGGAAGAAGAAGGGGGUUAGCUUCGUGAUCGAUUGCUCGAAGCCGGUGGAGGAUAAGAUCAUGGAGAUCGCUUCGCUAGAGAAGUUUUUGCAGGAAAGAAUUAAGGUCGGCGGCAAAGCUGGUGCUCUCGGCGAUUCCGUUACCGUCAGCCGCGACAAGAACAAGAUCACCGUCACCGCGGAUUCCACUUUCUCCAAAAGGUAUUUGAAGUAUUUGACAAAGAAAUACUUGAAGAAGCAUAAUGUGAGAGAUUGGCUUCGUGUGAUUUCUUCCAACAAAGAAAGGAACGUGUAUGAAUUGCGCUACUUCAACAUUGCUGAGCAAGAAGGCGAGGAGGAAGAUUAAAUAUAGAGAGAUUAGUUUCAUGUUCCUUUUAUGCUGUGCCAACAUUUUCAAAACCACUUUUUGGAUCAAUUUAUGUUGUUUGUUCUAUUUUUCUAAGAUUUUUGAGGCUGCUUAUGAGAUUGAAUUUUGAUGUGGUCA